This is a messenger RNA of Triticum turgidum subsp. durum (durum wheat), 537 nucleotides long. The record is from the annotation of a GenBank genome assembly. NCBI's taxonomy places the organism in Eukaryota, Viridiplantae, Streptophyta, Magnoliopsida, Poales, Poaceae.
AUGAGUAGUUUGAGAGGACGAUUGCCUGAUUGCAUUAUCUCCCUCUUAUUUGAAGAUGACCAACACACAUACCAAGCCUAUUCCCGCCUAGAGUAUAUAUUCCAUCAUGCCGCUGAUGGCACUAAUACUUCUGGCCAACUGCAGGGUGUUGACAGUUCACAUGACUCAGGGGAGGCCCUGCAAGCCGCGAAAGCAUUGGCACGGUCCAGCGGGGCCGUCGUCGCGGUAUCUGGAGCAGUUGAUUUCAUCACGGAUGGCGAGCAGGUUGUCAGCGCGAGCAACGGCGUGCCCAUGAUGCAGAAGAUCACGGCCACAGGGUGUGCCGUGACUGCUCUUAUAGCGGCUUUUGUCGGGGCAGAUCCCUCCGAUGCUCUGGCCGCAGCAGCGUGUGCUCUUGCCAUCUUUGGGCUUGCCGGAGAGAUUGGGAUGGAGUCGGCUAAAGGGCCUGCCUCUCUCAGGAUGCACCUCAUCGAUGCUCUCUACGGGCUCGACGAGCAGACAGUCACAUCAGGGGUCAAAAUUGCCCUAGUGCCGUAA